Cyprinus carpio (common carp) is the source of this 1445-nucleotide messenger RNA. Its product is annotated as DNA repair protein complementing XP-A cells-like. Gene Ontology annotation, molecular function: damaged DNA binding. The transcript is spliced from 2 exons. Bases 867 to 1115 code for a protein of 82 amino acids. NCBI's taxonomy places the organism in Eukaryota, Metazoa, Chordata, Actinopteri, Cypriniformes, Cyprinidae. Gene Ontology annotation, biological process: nucleotide-excision repair involved in interstrand cross-link repair; nucleotide-excision repair, DNA damage recognition; UV-damage excision repair. Gene Ontology annotation, cellular component: nucleotide-excision repair factor 1 complex. The record is from RefSeq and is a predicted model, not a curated record.
GCUGACUAGCCUUGCUUCUGAAAAAGAAGAGUUUGGAAAGGGUGGCUUGAAUACCUCUUUUUACUUUCAAUGUGACACCUCUCAAAGCUGUACCGGCAGAUUUAUCACAGUCUGGUCUCGGGUCUUCAUCUAUUUCUUCUUGGUCAAACCAAUGUGUAGUCGAGGAUAACUGCAGAUAUAGGACAGCUGUCAGAAAGCUUACAGCUAUUUCGUUUUCAUGCCAUACUGACUUCAAGUAGUUCUUAUGUGCCAGGAUACCAUGAGCUUCAUUUACAAUUUGUAAAACAAUAUGAUUCUCACCAGGAAAGCACUUAUUUCUAAGACUGCAGGUAGCAACAUUUAUUCCUGCCAGGUUUGCUAGUCCCUUUACCAGACUGGAGACAAGAGCAUCAGAAAGAUAAACGGCAAAAAUGUCAGCAACCUCAAAUUUUGCAAGCAGUCUAUUAACAACACUUUCUACAAGAUGAUACGGCAAAUAAGUUAUUAAUUAUUUAAGAAAAUUAGCAUAAAUAUAUGAUAAUAUAAUUAUAAAUGUAAUUUAUUCCUGUGAUGGUAAAUCUGAAUUUUCAGCAGCAUUACUCCAGUCUUCAGUGUCACAUGAUUCUUCAGAAAUCAUUCUAAUAUGUUUAUUUGCUGCUCAAGAAACAUUUCUUCUUAUUAUUAGUGCUGUAAAAAGUCAUGCUGCUUAAAAUUCUUGAUUUUUUUUUUAUUUUAUUAUUAUUAUUUUUUAUUUUUUUUGAGUUGAGCAAAGAUCAAACUUCUAUAGAACAGCAUUACUUUUUUAAAAAAAUUUAAAACUAAAUUUAAGUUGCAUAGUUGUUGUUGUUUGGUUUUGUUUGCGUAUAAAUACUGUAUACCAUGUUUUUAUGAAAUUUAAGGUGGUAAAGCGCUCUCUGGAGGUGUGGGGUAGUGAGGAGGCUCUGGAGGAGGCCAAGGAGAGUAGAGAGGAGAACAGGGAGGUGCAAAAGCAGAAACGCUUUAAUAAAAAGGUUAAAGAGUUGAGGAGGGCAGUCAGGAGCAGUAUGUUUAAGAAAGAUACCAGCGUUCAUCAGCAUGUUUACGGCCCUGAGGAGCUGCUAGACGAAGAGGAAGAUCUUUACAGGAGAGUCUGUUAAACAUGUGGACACAAACUCACUUUUGAGAAGAUGUAAAUAUGUCUUGGAGGUCUCACUGCUGUGACUACUGUUCAGGGAAGAAGCAGGUCUCGGAUCCAGGUCAGCAAAGAGUAAUGCUUAUCUUGCUUCUGGUCUUCAACACAUUCUCUAGCCUUGCAGUCCAGCAGGUACCAAAACAGGUUUGCAUCAGUUUCCACUUGAACCAAUUUGGAGUAUCUGAAACUCCUGACCAACAUAGUGGUGCUGUAUUGUGUUCUGAAGUUGCCUUCUGAAGUUUAGAAAUGUCAGCAUUAAAGGAGUAGUUCAUUUCCAGAAUGAAAAUUUCCUGAU